This is a messenger RNA of Moneuplotes crassus, 957 nucleotides long. The record is from the annotation of a GenBank genome assembly. Lineage: Eukaryota; Ciliophora; Spirotrichea; Euplotida; Euplotidae.
AUGAUUAAAUUAACCCUAUCAUUAACUCUGCUUGCCGGAUGUUGUUUAGGCCAGACUAUUGGCAUGGAGAGAAGCCUUGUUGUUUCUUCAAGCCAGUCAGAUUGAAAGACUUGUGUCAAUAAUGGCUCUCAGAGGUGGUGAGCUCCUGUUGGAAUUACUCAGGCUAAUGGAGAGUGCUGAAACUCUGGAGAUACCUCUGGCUAUUGCGCAAGCAGUAGUAGCUAUGCUUGUUCUGGGGCCACCAACAUCCAGGGUACUGCAGGGCUGAUACUUUGCCCAGAGGUUACUGCAAAGUGUGGGGAGACGAACCACGCACUUCCGAAUACUUAUCAGUAUUGGUCAAUAGUGGUAAGUUCUCUGCCUUCUGAUGCAGUAUGAGCUGAAAGGUUUUAUACUUCUACAAGCUCUAUUGACCAAGCCAAGAUCGCAAUGAACAGCAUAUCUGGGGCGAUUGCAACAGUUUAUAAAGCACCGAGAGGAGAAGCAAACUAUACCUUGAUAGGUACACUGAAUGCAGGCUAUAUAGCUACAGUCUCCUUCAGUCCCUCAGUUGACGUUUAUGUAGUGAUCAACCCGUACUCUUCCACUAUUAGAUAUAAUAUAACUGCUAUUGGCGCAAUUGCUCCUGUCCCCAGUAAUUCUUCAAGCUCGUCUGGCUCCAGUGGGGGUGAUGAGAUCAGCAAAGAGUCAAAGACAGAUUUGACUGCCUUAUGGAUUGUCUUAGGUGUUGUUGGAGGACUAGCUUUCAUUGCUAUAGGUAUUGUCACCUUCAUUUGUAUCUGGAAGAAAAGCAAAGGAGGUGUUCACAUUCCUCCUCCCAAACCAUCCGAAAUCCCUCACCCAUCCCUACCCAAACCCAACCUAAACACCACUUCUGCCAAAAUGACCCAUAUCGGCAGUACCUUCCAAAUAGCCCAUCCUACAAAACACCCAGAACCAUAAACCAGAGGCUAAGCC